UCGGUGUAAAGCCACCCUCGUAGGCUCCUGACCCGCGUUCACCCGUACUGUACAGGCAUGGGGGAGGACCGAGCAUAGAGAACUAGUAAACGCUGUGGAGUUCUCUGUGCACACCGUGGCCAUGACUUUGACAGUACCGGCUAGCGGACAUUGCUCUCCCGUCUCCAGGCACCUGAAAGCGGACCGGUAGAGGAGGCUAACACCGGAGGGAGAGGCAUUAGCUGACGCCGGCUCGAGUCGGUAAAGCCGCUUUUAUUUGAUUUUUUUUAACGUGUUUGUUGAGCUUGUUUCUUCACGUGAUAACUCUGCUGCUCCUCGUUCAGCGGUUUUACGUGGACGAUACCGGGAGUCGCUUUUAUUUGAGCGGUGGAGUGCCGCUGAGUGAGACAGUUUGACACUUCCAGCGAAAACAGGCUGAAAGCUUCUCCUCGGGGACGCCGGUGCAAGGUGAGCGCUGUCCUCACGUCAACCCCGGCGCUGCGCCGGCCUGCUCCCUGCCUGCUGUACUCCAGCUAUAGGGAAACGCCGUCGUCGUCUGGCCAGUGCACUGCAGCUCUGUGACGUCUCCAGGUUCACCUACACCGGCUUCCUCUUACUGCCACCGCACUGUGUGAAACUAGUUAUUCUACAUUCUGCAGUCAGAGAGUUUCUGUGAAGGAAGACGCUUUGCCACAUGAUGUUUUCCAGUAAAUAUGUUGGUGAAGAAAGCCGGCCUCCAUCUCCAUAGCACCAGGCGAAGCCCCUAAAUGACCCUAUUGACUCUGAAUGAGAGGGCAAGAUUCGACUUGUUUCAGACUCUGGCAAACCACCAGCAUUCUUUACCAGUAUAGAAGAUUAGACUUGACAGCACAGUUUUACCUCCCGUCAUUGGUUCCAGUCAGAGAAAACCACAUCUGCUUUCUACCUCCAAGGGAAAUAGAAAAGGAAGAAACAUCCGUUUACUUUCCAUGAUUAGUUUCUCAUCUUCUUCUCAUUGCAACGUUUUUCCAUUUUACCUCAGGGAUCCUCUCCCACUGUCUACCUCCACCACCGAAACAGCCAGCACAGUGACUGGAACACGAAGCAAAAAUACACCCGUGACCUGUCACUGUUGUUACCGUGACAACCAGUAUUGCCUCUCAAGAUCUCCUCAGUGCAGCCGUGAUGUGAGCAAAGACCUUUGACCUGUAACCACCUGCCAGCCCUUACCUGUUCACGGCCUAAAUAGAACCGAUCAACACAAACCUGGUCUGCUUAUUACCUAAAGGAAAACUCUCAUUAAGCUCACACUUUCUACUCCAGGCAGACAACUGUAUACCUCAGCAAACACAACUUCUGGAUAGUCAGGAAACAGAAGUAAACUUUCAGUCACGACUCAUUAUCCCGGUGCUUUAAUCUACCCAGCAGGCGACACAUGCUCACUAACCUGAUGCUUCAAGCCACGCAGUAGACUUCUCACUCUGGAAUCUUCCAAUUGCCUUAAAGGCACGAGUAUAGCAACAGUAGCCAGGUACUUGCACAAAACUUCAGUUCAUCUGAUCCUCAGCAAAGUCACAUCAUACACAAGCCUCAAGAUCUGAGCAGUAGCAGAAAUCAGCAAUCGCCCAGGGGACCGCUUUGGAAGUACCCCCAUCGCCUUGAGUUUGGACGUCUCUUUGGGACACCUGUGGAGUAGUGAAGCUACCCCAGGAAGAGGAGAAAGUAUUGGGAGCCUCAUGUUCUGUUACUACUCUGCAGGAAGAUGCAAAAAAUAAAGAACUGACUGUCAGAUGUAACAGAGAGCGUUAUAUGCCCGAACAAAGUAAACACAGAACAUAUCCGUGUGGUGUGACGGAGAAGAAUAAAAGAAGGAAACAAAACAAGCUUCUCCUACAGAUGAGAAUAUAAUGCUUUCUGCUCCGCCCACUGCGCUCCUCCCAGCCAACUGCUGCCUACAGUCUGGGAUGGUUAGCUACUGAGCGGGCUGCCAGUGAACGCCGAGCAGGCUGGCGAGCUCAGCGUCUGCCUCGCUGUCCUGUGAUUGGCUGCUGGAUGGGACUGAGGCCGAAUGGAGCCAAUGUCCAACAAGCAGGAUAGCAACUCAUCUGAGGGAGAUGAGAAAGGAUGGCCAGAUGUGCCGAAAAGAAAGAGAAAGAACAGCCAGUGCUCAGUGAAGAGCAUGUCCGCUCUUAGCGUCUCUGUUCCAGGGUACAUCCCCAGCUACCUGGAGAAGGACGAGCCAUGUGUAGUGUGUGGGGACAAGGCGACCGGGUACCACUACCGCUGCAUCACCUGUGAGGGCUGCAAGGGUUUUUUCCGCCGGACCAUCCAGAAGAACCUCCAUCCAUCCUACUCCUGUAAAUAUGAAGGUUGCUGCAUCAUCGACAAGAUCACGCGCAACCAGUGCCAGCUGUGCCGCUUUAAGAAAUGCAUCUCUGUGGGCAUGGCCAUGGACUUGGUGUUGGAUGACUCAAAGCGCGUGGCCAAGCGCCGUCUGAUCGAGGAGAAUCGCGAGAAGAGGAAGAAAGAGGAAAUGAUGCGGAUGCUACAGACGAGGCCAGAGCCAGACACCACAGAGUGGGAGCUGAUCAGGAUGGUGACCGAAGCCCACCGGCACACCAACGCUCAGGGCUCCAGCUGGAAACAGAAGCGCAAAUUCCUGCCUGAUGAUAUUGGCCAGGGUCCUAUGGUGCCCACUUCAGACGGAGAUAAGGUGGAUCUGGAAGCCUUCAGCGAGUUCACCAAGAUAAUGACCCCUGCCAUCACUCGCGUCGUCGACUUUGCCAAGAAACUGCCCAUGUUUUCAGAGCUGCCUUGUGAGGACCAGAUCAUCCUGCUGAAAGGCUGCUGCAUGGAGAUCAUGUCGCUGCGUGCUGCUGUGCGCUACGAUCCCGACAGCGAGACUCUUACUCUAAACGGCGAGAUGGCUGUGAAACGCGAGCAGCUGAAGAACGGCGGGCUGGGCGUGGUGUCGGACGCCAUCUUUGAUCUGGGCAAGAGUCUAGCACAAUUUAAUCUGGAUGACUCGGAGGUGGCGCUGAUGCAGGCGGUGCUGCUCAUGAGCUCAGACCGUUCAGGGCUGACCAGCGUGGAGAAGAUUGAGCAGUGCCAAGAGGCUUACCUUCUGGCGUUCGAGCACUAUAUAAACUACCGCAAGCACAACAUUCCCCACUUUUGGCCCAAGCUGCUGAUGAAGGUGACAGACCUGCGCAUGAUUGGGGCUUGCCACGCCAGCCGUUUCCUUCACAUGAAGGUCGAGUGUCCCAAUGAACUGUUUCCCCCGCUCUUCCUGGAGGUGUUCGAGGACCAGGAAGUGUAACUGUGCAUCACCCUCAGAAAGAACACUUUUGUGGUGGCUUUGGGAGGAGUGGAAGUUUGGCUGAAGGACAAGCGAGGACGAAAAACUGGAUUUUUUUUUUUUUUCUCUUCAUGGAGAACACACUCUGUAAAUUUCUUUUGUUGCCCCUUUGUGUGUGUUUUUUUUUUUUUUUUGAUUUGUCAAGCAACUACAACAUCCACCACCAGCAAGCACACAUCAAUAUUAUCAGAGGAAUGCAAUCAGUCUCAUUAGGCACACACACAAACUACAAGCAGUGUAAAUACUUGCAUAGCUAUUCACACAUUCAUACACCAUAAAAAGUGUAUUUAUAUGCAAACAAUUGCAUUGCCUCUUUUUGCACCCCCAUGGAUACACAGCUGUACUGUUCCUGACUAAUGCAAACUGAGGGGCUUGGUUAUGUUUCUACUAGCUGCACAGCCACCUAUCGCCUCAGAUAAGUGCUUUUUUUUGUUUUGUUUUGUUUUAAUCUCUGGGACCUGAUCACAAGCUUCUCUUUCAAUCCCUACACUUCCCUCACAUCUCCUUAACUGCAAAGGCAUCCUCUGUCCGCAGCCUAGCCCUCAACCUGCCAAGGCCCCGUGAGUCUUUGUUGACCUACCUCCCUCACGUACUGACCUCUCUCUCUCAUGUAUACACAGGCACAUGGUGUACAUGCACAAAAGACACCCCUACAAUAUUACCUCAAACAAUAUUACCUUUCUGAUUAGAAAACACAGACUCGUGUAAUAUUUAGUCAAACCAUAUGCAAGCUACAGUGAGAAAACUUUGUAUGAAGCCCUUAUUUAUAUACAGAUAUGUCUUAUAAUUGAAGACAUGAGAUGUUAUGGCUCAGUUUCCCGAGCAGGGAUUAAACCCAGUCUAAAAAAACACUAAAAACUUUGUUUUCAGUUGAAAUCUUCAUUGAAUUUUCCUUCAAGUGUGGAACUGGGCUUAAUCCAUGCCUGGGACACUGAACCCAUAGGUAUUAAUUACUGUAGUGCAUCAGAGGUUACAAGAUGUCAUGAACAUCACGGUGCUUUCUGUGAUCACUAAGUGUUUUGCUUUAGUGGAUUUGAUAUCCAUCUUUGUGCAGUAAAUUCUCUUUGUUUACUGACAUGGUUCGAUAUUCUUGGAAACAGGUUUACUUUCUUUCUUGCUGUGACUUAAAUAUAAAGUUUGAUACCAUUCUUAUGCAGUAUUUGAAGCUAACACUAGCGACUGCUUAGCUUAGCAUAGCUAUGCUAAGCUAUGCUAGCAUAGCAUCGUCACUGCCAGGCGAUGAAGGCUGUCCCAAUUCGAGGGCUGCUCCAAAGGCAGCCCACAAAUGCGUCCUCCUUUUCCCCAGAUUUGAAGGAUUUGUCGGGUGUAUCCUUUGUUGCCCAGCCUAUCCCAGGAUUCAUAGCGCGGCGGUGGCUGUGGAUGAUAUUUUUUUUAUGUUUAGCUUAGUUGUUGUUGUUUGUUGGAAUGUUUAAAGCCAGAUGUUUUAUUAUUUCCUGUUUUGUGCUAGGUUAGUGUUUUUAUUGGGUGUAGUUUAUUUUUUAAAGGACAAAUUUGGAAAUUGUGUUAUUUUCACCAAAGUAAGAAAGCAAAGAAAGAAAUCCUGUUUCCCAGAAUGUCAGUCACUAUUACUUUAUUGCUUCUUCAGGAGUUAUAGGACGUUGUUUUUAUCAUUCCCAUGUCAACAGUAGCAGCAAGGAGUUAUAAGCAGAUUUACUCUAAAACGUAUUUUUCAUUCAUGAUCUAGCAAAAUAAAAAAUAAAAAUAAUACUUUUUUUUUUCUUGUUCAUUGGAUUCAGUGGAUUUGGAUCACCUUUACCUCCAUUAUACCCGAACUGGCCAUUAGCUGCUGAAAGGCUAAUGGCCAGCUCCAGCCCCGUUCCUCAGAAAGCUCUGAUUUAUUCAUGGCAUCUUAAGCAUCCAGGAAGAGAAAAGCUGAUUGCGACGUUGUUUUUAUACUAACUAUAGCAUACACAGGACGUCUGCUUAUAUUUAUACACAGUUGGAAUACCUCUCCAACACAUACCUCCUGUUGUCUUUACCUCACAUACUCAUAUGCAUAUUAAACACCCAUUUAGUUAUUAUCACAUGUAUUACCUCAGUUGUUUCGUGAUCAGCACUUCCUCCUCCUGAGUCGUGCACACUUCCUGUGUCUUUGGGUCAGUGUUUGAGUAUCCCAUUGGAUCCCCCUGCUCUAUGGUCCGCGCCCUCAGCUUCCCACUGAUUUGUGUUAGGUUCAGCACUAGCACAUGGUGGUGGUUGUGGAAACCUUUUCAGGCUUCUCCCCAUCGUCUGUAUCCAUUUCAAGUCCCGCCUGAAACUGGCAGAUUCUACCUCACCUCUCAUUUAAAAGGAGCUCCCCCUCUACCUGCAGCGCAUACACAUAAACAUGCACAGAGAUAUAAAAAUACAGAUAUAUGUACUCACAGUGCACAAAGGACUUGCAAGCAUGGACCCACUGAGUGUCUUUUACAUGGGCCACAGAUCAACAGCUGAAAUUCAGUUCCCCCCCCUUUUUUUUUCAGACUUUAUCACAAAAAAUUUGGGAUCAAGAGUCAUUUUUCAUUUUUAUUUAAGAACCUAAAGUGACAACACUGCAGACAUGAAUCUGUGAAUCUGGAUCUGUGUGCCAAUUGAACUUGGAGGAAGCUGUCAGGACACGGUGACAGCUGGAAACCGGCACCCCAGUUGAAUUUUAGCCCUGUCGGGUCAGCCCAAGAGACUCUUCUGGGUGGUGACUGGAAGGUAAAUAAACAGCAACUGAGUCAGCAGAAUCCGCCUGAGGAUAUGACUUUUCGUCCUGGCCGAAGCGAGGGAAACGGCGAGUGUGUGUGACCGUUGCAGUGUGACGCAGUUCAGGCCACCAGCAAACAUACGCAGACACGGACCGAGCGAUACGUCCCUGAAUUCUUCCCUCGCCAUCACAAACGGAGAAGACUGGCCCAGAAAUUUACAACAUGAAUUUAACAUUGCUGAGACGAUCUCCACCAACCAUAUCCCGCACUGCCAUCCUCUACAAAUGAUUAUCAGGUUUUUUUUCUGUUGCACUAAAACCAUGCCUGUAUUCUUCAGCAGCCCUGAACUCCUUUCCUCUAUGACCUCUCAAAUCUUUCCCUUUCCUACUAGUCUGUAGCAUUCCCAAUAUCCUCCCUGAUUAUCUUAUAUAACCAACAAGGACUGUGACGCGGCGCUGCCACUCUCAGUGUUACCAAUCUAUGUUGCAGGGUAUUUAAAUAGAACGUGCUUAUACAGGGAUACAGUUGCACACACACAUACACACACACACGGCAAUAGGAUGAUUGAGCUGUACAAGUUCAGAGCGGCCGUCUCCAGACCUGCUGUGUUUGUACUGCACUCACUAUCACUGUGAAUGAAAGCCACGCUGCAACCGGGCUAAGGCUCAAACAGGGUACUGCUGGCUUUCUAAUUCACACAUGUAAAUGUGCCUCACAGAGGUUGGUAGUACAAAUAUACACAAUAUAGGAGCAAAUAUUUAUACACAAACACAAUACAGUUAUUGUAUGUGGCAUUCGAGCUUUCAGUGGGUGAGUUUGUGCUGCCAGUUCCAAUCAGAUCGUGAAUCUGCCUGACCGCUCACGUAGCACAAGUAUCAAUGUCUGUAAUGUUAAUACAGUUGUUUUUAAUACGUUGGACUUGGGGUUAGACUUUGGACCUGAUGUGCGUUUUCUUAUAUUCUGUCACUGUGUUUAAACAGAGAAGUUUCAAAUAUGAGUUGAGUGUAUGUACGUGUAUGUAAUCCUGCGAGUCAGAAGUCGCUCAUCCCAGAAAAACAGCAAGUUGUUUAUCAGGAGGGAAGGAGAGCGUAGAAUCGCUUGUUUCAGGCAGUUGAUGAACUAAAGUGUUACACCGAGCAAAGGACGUUUUUUAAACCAGCUAAAGUAAUAAAGAAACAGAGCUUUAAAUAAGCAUAACAGGGUAAUGUAAUUGACAUAUGAUUUGCAGUAAAUACAUUCAAAGGUUACCAUAUUAGUUGGCCAUCGGUAACAUCUGCUAAUCACCAACGUUCAGCUUCAAAGUGAUGCACUUCCUGUGUGGAUGCAUACAUAUAAUUUUUAUAGAUGCCUUGUGGAGAUCAUCAACUCAUGGCUGACUUGCUUUUUGCAAACCUCUUGGUGAAUCCCCCCCCCCCCCCGAGUUUGAGACUGAGGUCAACUUCGUGAUUUAGAUUGGAGCUGGCAGCAUGGCCUCUCUGUCUCUCUCUUUCUCUCACCCUCUCUCUCCUUCUCAGCCAAAUGAUCACUGGGGAAAUCCUCUUCCUCUCCUUUAAAAAGAGAAAAAAAAAACACAGCACACCAGCACCACAGAGCACACUGCCUUCAGCCGUGAUCAGCUGCACCAGCAUAGUGGAGAGACAGCAAUCAUCCUUCUCACCUUCCACAGUCAUCAUCACAUAGCAGACAUGUCCAGGUAGCUCUUUAAGUCUGAUCUCAGUGGUUGGGUUUUUAAACUCUAAUGAGAAGUAGCUGCACAGGACCGUACCUUCAUUUGUUGUUUUGAUCGUCAUAGUGACGAAGUAGCCAUGCAUGUUUUCUGCAUGACAGCUCUGUUACUAAUAGCAUGGAGUGUCUUUUCUAUUUUUUUUUGGCUUCAUAAUCUCCAAGCAGUGCUUCAGUGACAAGACAAAAAACCAAAAAAUCAUUUUACAUUAAGAAAUCAGAAUAAAAGAACUGAUUUGUUCUGUCUGCUUGGACAUGGCUCGAGUAGUUGGUGCACUUAUGCAGGCGAGGCAGAAUGGAAAAUUCCUUCACCUGUGUGAGCCAUAGAGUCAAAAACACGUGUUCUUGUGGCAGUGUAGUAUUGUUUGACAUAAUUGAGGCCACUCAGAGGUAGGCUACCUCCAUCCACUUCAUGUCCCAACAUCCCAGUCAAGCUGUAGAAUAACAGUCUCCAUGUUUUCCACACCAUCACCACAGUUUGCUUUCUCUGUCUGCCUCUGAGAUCAAAGGAAGGGUUAUAUUACGUUUACAAUAAACUCAAAUGUGAACUUGAUGCUAAGCUCUGCAGCUGCAGCCUGGCACAAAGCUAACAAAUACUACUGUUUUUAUUACUUACCCAGGGAAAACAUCCGUAAGCCAACAUCAUUGCUCUCAUCCUUGCAUCCACCUUUCCACAUCCUUCCAACUCCAACCCCCCCGGGUGUUUCUUCCAUAUGCCUCUCCUUCCUUUCCCACACCCUCUCCCAGAAACCUGCUACGGCUCAUGCUAGCACUCUCUGGUGGAGAAAGACGACAAUCCCUGCAGGAAUAUGUCCACACGUGGAAUGUAAAAUACUGAAAUUGUAUAAUUAAAGACACGAUGUGAAGUCCCACACUCAUGUUGCUUUCGAUGUUGUCGAUGUUGCUUUUGUUGUGCACCAAGUGUUCGUCGUUCUGCUUUUUCUUCGGCCGUUGAGCUUUGGAGGUGGACAUGAGCCACGUCCUGUGACAGACUGCUACUGAUGAGUCGUUUUAAGAAAAAACUAGUAUGUUUAUGAAAGAACUGUGUGAUGACUGAAAACGUUUGAGUGAUUUAAAGGAAGGGAUGAAGUGAAUGUUUUGGGUAUAGAGGAAUUUUUUAAUUUUUGUUUUUUUAAUGAUACUUUUGUCUUUAUUUGCAUCUGAUUUUUCUUGGUAAGUGAAUGUCUAUCUGUGUUGAUGCUUUACUGUGAGAAUAUGGCUGUAUAUGCACUUUCAGACCAUCAUUGGUGCAGUGGUAGCUAGUGCUCAGACAUCACCCAUGGGUCAGGGUUCAGCUCAUCUUCAGUUUAGCCAACUGAAAAAGAAGCCAUAUUAAUAAAUACGAUUGAAACUUCUUGGAACAGGCGAUUGCAUUUUGGCACCAUAGUUGGCUGUAUCUAGCAGCUGUACUGCUUGCACUGUAAUACACACUGCUGUAUAAGAAUGAAUGAAUUGCAUUAUUCAAAAAUAUACGUUUAGUGUGAUAAGCUAGUCAGUGUUUUGGAUUCAUACUUUUUUUUUUUUAAGGUUUUGAAUCUUACGUUUUUCUUACUUCUGACCUUUUUUUAUUUUGUCACUACUGCAACCUCUCAUAUGCUAAAACGUAAUAUACCACUGUCCCAGUCACACAGGCUUAGAGACCAGUUAGUGACUGCCUGACAAUCACAAGUUGUUCGGAAAAAAUGUAUUUUCUCUCAACAGUUGCUGAAGUUUGCUGGCAGUUGCUGUGAAGUCAGUUCCUAAAGGCUCAGUUAGGCUUGCCUACACUAGUCUGUGAUCCUGUGGUAAUCACCAGCAGCAGGAGAAAAAUCUCUUCCCAACCAGUUGGAGAGUGGUAGCAGGAAGUUGCUUGCUGUCACCAGGUGAAACUGGUCAUCUAAGGGUUUACGACGCUGCAGCGAAAACCUCCUCAGGAUUGCUUUGGUGGUUGCUAGCAGUCUGUAACCACUUGCUAACUAUUUGCUAAGCUGUAGUGAAACUGUGAAGAGUGUCACACAAACCUUUUUAGCGCAGUCCCUUCUUUGCAAAUAAUUUCACCCAGUGACAGCCCGCAACGUCCUGCAAUUCUUAAAUUAUUUUUAAUACAUAAAUGAUAAACUAAUCUUUGCUCUGACAAACUCUCUUGAAUAUUAUUCUAAGUAAUAACCACUAAUUAGCUAGCUAACUGAUGAUGUUGUAAUCUUGCUGUUCCGAGGUUUACUCAUGAUAAUAUUUUUAUUUGCUGGUCAUAUUUGAGUUAUCAGCAAUUUGGUGUUGGGCUAAUUUGAUAGAUGUAGGUGAUUUAAAAAAAAAAAAAAAAACUAUAGUCAAUUUGAGCUAAUGUCAAUUUUACAACUAAUGUUGGGCCCAAAGAUUAGCUAACUAGCUUAGAGCUAACUUCACUCUGUCCUCUCUUCACUCUUGUACUGCCCAUUUGGUGCUGACACCAUAUUUUAAUAGUUUUGCUAAAAGCUGGUACAAUGAAAGAUUUUCUUUGACAAGGUACAUAAAUAAUUGGUGUGGAAAAAGUCAUUGAAUUCCUUGCUAUACAUGGGCCUUGCUCUUGACUCAGAAGGUAAUCAGUACAGUUAAUACUUUGGCCACAAAUACCACAUAACAAAUACACAGAGAUGUAUGGUUUCAGGUGCACUAUUUUAUUCAUUUCUAUAUAUAUUUACAUUUUAGGGGAUUAUUUAUAUUUGUAUAUAAACAUCUUUUCUUUCACACCCCUCAUUAAUAAUUUACGUACAGUCCCUUAUAACACCUCUGAAAUGUGAAUAACCAGGUUACCGUCUCAGUGAAAAUAUUUCUGAACUUGUUUAAAAGAUAAAGUGUUGCCAAAUCCAUCGUCCAGUUGGAACUGAAAGUGAAUGAACCUGAUUUGUGCUCUCCACAGUUGCUUUAGCUGUAUCAUUUGUUAAGCUAGAGUCAAUAAAAAUAAGAAAAAAAACACUCGCAUCCUGAUGUCAGCAUCUAUCAGACCUCCAGCUAAGGUUAAUCGUGCAAUGUAUACAUCUGCCAUAUGUAAAAGUGUCAAUGUUGUAACGAUAAUAUAGCUUUUGAUGGAGAACAAAGCUCACUAUACAAAAAAGAAGUGUGAAACACAUGACGAUAAAUCAUAAAACAGAGACCAAAAAAAAGAAGAAAAAAAGAGAUAUAUACAACUGUUCAUACCUCAUUGUACUGCUGUGUGCCAGAGGAAAGGACUGGGAGCGAUCAUUUUGAUCAUGGAAAAAUAUGGAACAGGAGCAAGGAAGAGACACUUGAAAGGUUUUUUUUUCUUUCGCUCGCUCUCUUUUGGCCUCUUCACAUGCCAGAAAUAAUAAGCUGAACUGGAUAAAAAAGUAGCAGUGUAUAUGGUUAAUGUGAUAAAAUGCUUACAGGGUCUAUUCAGGUUAUAAGAUAUGUCACUGUGACAGUGUUGUUUUUCAGAAAAAAAAAUGCAGACUUAUUUUGUUGUGUCUGGUGAAAUAUGAAGCCAAGCUUUGAGGUAUUAGUUAUCAGCUGGCAUCAUGGCACAAAGAGAGGGAGGACUUCAUCACUACAGGAGCGUACCUGAGGGGUAUACCAAGUCGAAGUCAAAUAAAAUUAUCAAUGCAAGUGUGAAUUAGAGUCCAGUAUUCUUAGGAAUUGCAAAAAAGUGCAAAAAUGCAAUUAAACAUUUGCAUUUAGUGUAUAUAAUACAGGCCAGCAAGUUGUGCCUUGAAUAAGAACAGUUUAGGACCCAGCGUCCCAAACUACUAUUCCCACGAUUAGACUUGUCUCCUUUUUUAUUUCUUUGCUGCUCCCUGCAGUAGAAUCCAUCCCGGCUCUAAUUAUUCUAUCCGAGACACAUCAUGGGAUGAUGAUGAUGUGUUUGUUGGCAGAGCACAGUGUUGAAUGUAAUGCUGAGUGAGAUGUGAGCCGGAGCGCCCCAGACGACAGUUUGAUAUUGUAUUCGAUCGUGCUGGUCGUGGGUUUGUGACAGGCACGUUUGCUGUUUGUUUUGCUUUUCUGUGACAAAUCAUUUAUGGCACAAUCAGACAAUGACAUCUCAGUGGCUCGAAGCUGUUUGUGUUUGUGGCUCUGUGGCAUUCGUUUACAGCGUUAUAAAAUGAUUUGAGAACA
This is a messenger RNA of Pelmatolapia mariae (spotted tilapia), 11817 nucleotides long. Its product is annotated as thyroid hormone receptor alpha. Gene Ontology annotation, biological process: negative regulation of transcription by RNA polymerase II; cell differentiation; thyroid hormone receptor signaling pathway. The transcript is spliced from 11 exons. The record is from RefSeq and is a predicted model, not a curated record. NCBI's taxonomy places the organism in Eukaryota, Metazoa, Chordata, Actinopteri, Cichliformes, Cichlidae. The coding region runs from base 2027 to 3277 and encodes 416 amino acids. Gene Ontology annotation, molecular function: nuclear receptor activity; zinc ion binding; RNA polymerase II cis-regulatory region sequence-specific DNA binding.